This is a messenger RNA of Podospora pseudopauciseta, 1760 nucleotides long. RefSeq lists its product as uncharacterized. Lineage: Eukaryota; Fungi; Ascomycota; Sordariomycetes; Sordariales; Podosporaceae. The coding region runs from base 1 to 1566 and encodes 521 amino acids. The transcript has 3 exons. Gene Ontology annotation, molecular function: D-serine ammonia-lyase activity. Gene Ontology annotation, biological process: D-serine catabolic process. The record is from RefSeq and is a predicted model, not a curated record.
AUGAACAUCAACUACCUCGUAUCCAGCAUUUCCCGCCAACCAGCUAAACCUCGUGAGCCUCACAACCUAUUCAAAGACACAAGCAAAAUGGAGUCGCCCACGUCCGAUGCCUCCCUCAAGGAGCAGCUCAAAAGCACAUUCGUGGGCAAGACACUCGACCAAGUCCCCACCCCAUCAGUGAUCCUCGAUCUGGCCAAACUCGAGACGAACUGCAAUGGAAUGCUGGAAGCCACGGAGAAACUUGGUCUGCUCUGGCGGGCUCACAUAAAGACGCACAAAACAACAGAGCUCACCCGCCUCCAAGUCGGCAAUGACAAGUCCACUCCUGUGAACAUUGUCGUCUCAACCAUCAUCGAAGCAGAGAAUAUCCUCCCAUUGCUUAAAGAAUACCAGUCCAAGGGGAGAAAAGUCAACGUGCUCUUCUCCUUUCCCCUCUUCCCUUCCGCGGCCUCUCGACUAGCCGAUCUAUCUGCGCAGUUAGGACCGGAUUCCAUCUCUCUUAUGAUUGACCACCCUGACCAACUCGUUUCUGCCGCAACUAUUGCUCACACAACGGGUGCUUACCCCCCUCUGGUGUUCAUCAAGAUUGACGGUGGCUACCACCGAGCAGGCGUACAGCCCUCUCCCAGUUUCGCCACGGGGGAGUCAACCCAGGGGGACAGCAGCCACCCUUCCGAAGUCCUCAUCGACGCCGUUCUCGAAGCGGAGAAACAAAACAAGUGUGUCUUGCACGGGGUGUACAUCCACGCAGGCCACAGCUACGGCACCAGGACUGACUGGGCUGCAUUGGGCUAUCUAGCCCAGGAAUUCCAAAUCUGUCUCGACUUUGCCGAAGCGAUCAGAAAACGAAGCCCAGGGCAUAAGCUAGUCCUUUCCGUUGGUGCGACACCUACCGCAACCACCAUCCAGCACCCUAGCAUCAUCUCAUCUGGUGACAACAACAACAACAACAACGGUGAUAGUUCAGUUCAGAAACUAAAAGAAUUCAUCAUCGCCCAGUCAAAAAGAGAAAACCCAUUCAGCCUUGAAGUCCACGCCGGGGUUUAUUCAACCCUCGACCUCCAACAACUCGCCACCCACGCCCGGGACUCCUCCCUCCUCAAGGCUGACGACAUCGCCAUCAGUGUCCUAGCAGAAAUAGCCUCCCUCUACCCCUCCCGCGGCAAAAACUCCACCACCGAAGCCCUCAUCAACGCCGGCUGCCUCGCCCUCGGCAGAGAACCCGUCACCGACAAGGGCAGCAUCCCCGGAGUGGAUUACUCCGGCUGGGGCUUUCUUAUGCCCUGGGGCGGUAACCUCACCUCUAACCCCACCCCAGGUCCUGACUUUCCCCGUGUUCACCCCGGUUGGCAAGUGGGCAAAGUCUCCCAGGAACAUGGCAUCUUGGUGUGGGAUGGUAAACCCGAAGACGAGAUCCCGCUGCAGUAUGGACAGAGGGUGAGAAUCUGGCCUAAUCACAGCUGCAUCGCGGGCGCGUGCUUUGAUUGGUAUUUGAUUGUAGACAGUAGGAGCAAGGGGAGGGAGGACGAGGUGGUGGAUGUUUGGCCUAGGUGGAGGGGAUGGUAGGUAGAGAUUGUGAUCACGAAACCAAGUGUCGAUGAGAGGGAGCAUACAAUACUUUGCCGUACUUUUUUCUAAGAACUAAAAACCCAGAACAAGGCUCGUUGAGCACCUGAAAUGAAACAACAGUCAAAACCAGCGCUGGACCUUUUUAGAGACCACGGUCUUUUCCCCUACGCUGACUCCUCGUUCGAUCAAAG